AUGGUCGCCUCAAUCUUCUCACGCGUUGCUUUUGCAACUGGACUUCUUGCCUCCACUGCUUCGGCCGCUUACGAUGCCUCCUCCAAGUCAAACGUCGCUGUUUACUGGGGACAGGGAAGCAACCAGAUAUCGUUGCUCGAAGUCUGCUUGGAUCCUAACGUAGACAUUGUCAACAUUGGCUUCAUCAACAAGUUCCCUACGAAGCGAGGCGAAUAUCCUGGAUCAAACCACGCCAAUGCCUGUGGUGACGCAACUUACCUUGACCCGACUACCAACAAGCCCAGCAAGCUACUCAGCUCAUGCCCUGGCGUUGGUGAGGCCAUCAAUGCUUGUAAGAGGAGAGGCAAGAAGGUCAUGCUCUCGCUCGGUGGUGGCUGGCCUACAGACUACUACCUCCCAACACCAGAUGUUGCAAACUGGUUUGCUGAGUUUUUGCUCGGAGCUUAUGGCCCUCCUACCGCCGAGUGGAAAGCUGCCGGCAAGCCCCGUCCCUUCGGCGAUGCCUAUGUUGAUGGUUUCGAUCUCGACCUCGAAGCCGCAGAGUGGGAUGUACCGUCCAAGGACAUGCUCUACCUGAACUACGAUGUCUUCGGCAAGUACAUCAAGGCACACUCCAAAAUGCUUCUCUCCGGUGCUCCCCAGUGCGUUGUCCCUGAUGCUAGGAUUUUCCUUGCUCUCAAGGAGGUUCCUUUCGAUUUCCUAUUCACCCAGUUCUACAACACCUGGAGCUGCUCUGCUGCCAAGGCCGUACAAGACAUGAAGAACAAGGCAGAGAGCACCUUCACCUUCACCACCUGGAUUUCUUGGCUCAAGGCAAACUCCAAGAACCCAGACAUCAAGCUCUACCUUGGAUUGGCUGCUGGUCCAGAUGGUCUUCCUACACACAAGGACCACUACCUCACCCCUGAGGAUGCCAAUAUGCUUGUUCAGUCCCUUCAAGGCGAAAGCUUGUUUGGUGGUGUUAUGCUUUGGGAGGCGACCGUCUCUAAGAACAACCCGACUUAUGACCAGUCCUACGGUACCUGGAUGAAGUACGCUGUUGAGGGUACUUUCAAAGACAAGUACCACCCUGUUGUAUCUUCUAGCUCUGUGGUCUCUUCUACAAUCACACCUUCCAGCACUCCUGCCUCCAGCACUCCCGCAUUCAGCACCCCAGCUUCAAGCACUCCG
Molecule: messenger RNA, 1170 nt
Organism: Bipolaris victoriae FI3
Lineage: Eukaryota; Fungi; Ascomycota; Dothideomycetes; Pleosporales; Pleosporaceae
Product: glycoside hydrolase family 18 protein
Exons: 2
Biological process (GO): carbohydrate metabolic process
Cellular component (GO): extracellular region
Molecular function (GO): chitinase activity
Source: RefSeq, a predicted model, not a curated record